AUGGCGACGCGCACUGCACGCACGCACGCUCGCGCCUGCGAACAAGCGAGCGGGACGUCACGUGGCCGACCGUGCCCACUAAGCGGCCGCGGCGAGGCGGCUCGCGGAGGAGCGGUUUGUUUCUCCCCCCUCACCCGCUUCCCCGCUCCUCCGGCUCCCUCCCACCUUCCCGCUGACGGUUGGUGCCUCGCGCCGCUGCCCACCCCCCUCGCGCGCUCCCCUCAGAGAGCCGUUGCCGCCAGCGCCUCUCUCUCUCUCUCCCUCAGGUGAAGAGGAUGGUGGCGGUUCCGCCGAGUCGCGCUCCUGAGCCCCGCCGCCCUCCAGCAGCCGCGUCGCACGGUGGCCACAACGCGGGUGAGUCUGAGGUACCGGCAGCGGCAGCAGAGACCUCCUCCCCGCCUCAGGAAAGCGCCCUGAGGCGCCCGGCUGCGCUUUUGGUGCGGACGCCAGGCCUGCUCCCGGGGCGCCGAUUGAAUGGGGGAGCCGCGUCGGCCCCUCUCGCCUUUCUCCUACCCCCGCCAGCAGCAUUCCUCCUCGUCCGGAGUCUCCUCUUCCGUGCCACGCUCGCUGCAAAGUCAGUCAGCCCGUGAAUUAACGUCCUGCUUCCCCCCGCCCCCCCCCCCCCGGCGUUGUCAGUGCUUAAAUGUUAACGGCAUCCUCCAACGUUCUUUUGCGGAACAUACCUAACUUAGCAAACGAAGGACGGUUUGGGGUGCGCGCGCGCGCGCGCGCGCUCUUGUGUUUCGUGUCCGGCUAACCUGGGAGUCAGCGCCGGUGGAACCUAGGCGUGUGUAAGACAUGCAGGGAAUUGCGCUAAAUCUCGGUGAGCGAGGAGAAACUUGGCAGGGAGGGGCCGGGGAGAGACAGACGCUGGCUCGGGAGCCUGAUAAUCUAAAUUCCGAAAGUGGGGAUAGACGAAGGAGGGAGGGAAUCGGUUCUUUUCUCCCGUUUUGGAGAGGGCAAAUCAACCGGUCAGUCAGGGGGACGUGCACCUGAGGCAACAGUGCAUCAGGUGAGUAAAAAUAUGAGCAGUUUUCGCAGGCCAGUUGUUGCCUUCCUUUUCCCUCUCCUGCUUGCCGCAGUGCCAGGAGGUACCUUUUCGAGAUCUCCACGUGCAGGUUAGGUAGGUCCCUCUUUUGUACGCACUGUGCGAUCGGGGAGGUGGAAGAUCAGUAUGUACAGUAUGCAGAAGUGUGGGGUUGUUGUGUUGUUGUUGUGUUCCUUUCCCUCCCACCUUUGUAAGAUAUUGGACGUUGGGAAACUGGAGUUGAAAGAUUUGUGGGUGAUAUAUAUAUAUAUAUAUAUAUAUAUAUAUAUAUAUAUAACCAGCUGCUUACAAGUUCUUGCAACUAAUGAGCAAGAUGGUUUUGCUCCUUUGAGAUGCUCUUUUGUGCUACCUAAUGAAUGCUUUCAGCCCGGGUCAGAAUGUGGCAGUCUAUAAAUCGGCAGCUGAGAGAAAGCCUCAGUCCAAAACACUUUUUCUGCAAGUCAGACCCAAUUAAUUCAGUCAGACUUGCCACUGAGCAACCGUUAGAAUUUUAUUUGUUUGCUGAUCAUAAUGUAGUGAAGAAAGUGGAACAGGCAUUUCUAACAUGAGUUGUAGAAAAGGAGAAACAGCUGUGAACCAGAAUUUUCUGUAUACUGGAAUGUAUAGCAUUCUACUAUGAUGACCACAUCAUAGAUUCCCUACCAUUGUAAGGCAGAAGCGAAUGUCAUGGUGGAAGCUUUCUUCAUAUUUGUACAGAUUUUGAUGUUUAGAAUUUCAUCCCUGCUUCUAUAGGAAUGAUAUGUGGUAGUAAUUUUUAAGGAUAAGCAGGGCUUUUUUUCAGCCAGAACUCACCGAAAUUCAGUUCCAGCACCUCUGAGGUGGCAGGGCACCAUUGCUAUUAUAAGAGAACAAGGGAGGCAUUUAUGGUGAGUUCUGGCAUCUCUUUUUCUAGAAAAAUAGCACGGAGUAGACGUAUCUGAAGUAAGUUUUCACACUUUUUUAUUGGUAAAAGUUUCUUUAAGCCCUGGUUAGAAGUUUUGUAUAGCCAUGGGUUAUUGCAUGCGUUUACUAGCCACAGAAAAAUAUUCGGUGUAUUGAUCAAAAUAUUCCUAUGCACUGUAGCCUUAUGCAUGUCUACUGAAAACUGAAUCCCAUUGACUUUAAUGACACUUGCUCUCAGGUAAAUGUCUAUAGGAUUGUCACCUUAGGCAUCUUUCUAUUGUGGAAAGUUCAAGCUUAAAUAACAUUGGAAAUAAUGUUUUAAAAACUCCCAUUGUGUCAUGUUAUAUCUGCUAUGGAAUGCCCUAACUCCUGAACCUUGUUGGCUGGAAAAUAGCAACAGUGUGAGGUAGGAGACAGAAUAGCUCCAUUCUUAACAUAUCACAUGACCUGGAUUUCUGUGCUUCAAUAAUCCUUGCGUUUUUCUUGGCACAAGUUAGUGCGGGACAGGGAGUUGCUUUACUUUGCUCAGGGAUUUAAUUACUACUAUGUUGACUAGGUUAAGCAACAACAAUCCUUACUAUUAUUUAUCACAGUUACAGUGUUGAGAAUUGGCAGAUGAUUAGGAUAUUAACAGUGAAUCAGAAAAAAACUUUCAUUUGUUUCCUUAGUAUAUUGCAAUUGCAUCCUGUUAUUGUAUUGCAGACAUUUGUAAAAUGUGGAUUUUACAGCCCCAGCGUGCGUGUAGGUGAGAACAAUGUAUUAUUAUUUUUAUCUUCACUGUCACUACUAGUGAUGUGUUGCAUAGGUAGUGCCCUUUUAUUAUUUUUGGGUGGUAUUCUCAUAACUGAAGUAUUGUUCAUGACUGAACAAUUGUUGUGGAGAGUGUAUAGAAGGAUAAAGUAGGAUAUGGAAAGGAGAACCAUUCUUCAGCCUCUGAUUGCUGCAGUAAUCCAGCUAAACCCUACAAAGUCUAAUCUUCUGGCAGAGAUGGGUUUAGUACCAUGUUGAUUAAGUACUAGUUAUUGAAGCAGGGGAUAAUAUAGGGAAAAUUACAGAACUGACGUAGGAAAACUUAUGUGGGGGCUACGUUCUAGAGAUUGUGCCUAAAGCCAAAAUUGUGUAUAGUCAAAACAUAUUGGGUUUAGCGGUGGAUAUGAUUGCCAGUCUUUUUUUAAUGUGUGUGCAUGUGUAUAGUUACAGUAGAUGCACAAAUAAAUAACUGAAUAAACAAAUAGAGUGGUUUACAGCUGCUUUGUUAAAUGUUUAGGCUUCUGCCUUCCUCAAUAACCCAUUUGUUAUUUCAAUUGGAUGUUGGAAACCAAUAGUACAGUUUUAAAGAGGCUUAAGAUGAAACAAUUUUAGCAAGACAAAAGUGGUAUGCAACCAUUUCUUUUUUUAAAAAGGAGAAUUAAAAAAAGUGAAGGAAGCGAUAGUAUUGCCUCUACAGUUUCUUCAUUUCCACCAGCUUACCAAAGUUAGAGAAUUGGGAAGUGCAUUCUCUCCAAAGAUGCUGUUGCUGAAACAAUUCCGAUCUGAGAGGGGUAAAAAAAGAGUGCAGUUCUUAAGUUAUUUAAAGGCUGGUAUAUGCAUAGAUUUAAGCUAAGAUUGAUAGUUCACCUUAGGUAACAAUCUUAGAACUUUAUUUAUUGAUUGCAUUUUUAAUGACCGUUCCAGUUUUUCAGCUUUUAGAAUGCGGAAGAAGCAGAAAGCCUUUGUUUUCCUGUCUUUCACUCAGUGAGGAUGAUGCCAUAGUAAGCUAGUCUAUAUUUCACAACUCUAUUGAUGCGUUUCAGCUAGAUUGGAGUAUUGCUCAGAUUCCUCUUCUAUGGUGCUAGAUGGAAAAUGAACAUGACCUGCCUUUCUCAGUAGUAGUAUCAUGCCUAGUCAGUUCCUUUGUUCAAAACCUGUAAAUCAGGGGCACCAACUUGAAUAAAAUAUUGAGGGCUGGAUUAAGCUCGCUCACACGCCCUCCACUUUGUGGAGGAAAACCUAUUUUGUUUAACAUUGUUUUUGUGUUUUGUUUUCUAACUUUCUUUUGAUAUAUCUGAUUGACUGCUGCCCCCCCUUUUUUUUAAUACAAAGAAAGCUAAAAUUCUAUGACCUCUGCUGGCAUGGGGCCCAGUGCACCUGUACCCCUCUGUGUCUCCCAGUUGGUAACUCUGCUUGGAAGGGUUUAGAAGCUUUCACUUCAGCUUUUGGUUCUGGUUAGGCGUUUCUUCUGCUGUGAAUGGUUUUAGUGGUGUUUUAAGAGACAAACCUGUCUUGAUGCACCUCUUGGAAGUGGUUCCACUUUCCCUCACCUUGAUCAGUUCAUGGUUCUCUAGGCCUGGUCUAUCAACCGUGAAAUCUUUUUUGUGUGCCAAGAAAAAGGUCUAUCUGCCUCGCAUUGAGACAUGUGAUCCUGUUAGGCGACAUUUAACCAAUCUAUUAUAUUUCAAUCCAGCAGCUUGGUCAUAAAACUUUUAGUAGCUUAUUCAGUCUGAUCUGUGAUGGUAGCCAAGUAUUCUUAGCUAUUGUUGUGGAAAAAAUACUAUAGAUACUUAGAAAAUUUUAGCAGUAGCUAUAGUAGGCUAUCUUAAUAUAUUAUAAGGUUGCCUGAAUAUCUGUUUCACAUGACUAUAGACAGCUUUAAUUUUCUGUUUCUUCCUAACUCUCUUGAGAAUGUUACAUUUCCUAAAAGCAUGCAUGGGUUGCAUAAAAGUGUUUAGAUUUAAGUUUUAUAUUUUGGGUAGGAUAACAGACAUCCUUGUUAUCACCAUUUAAGCCAUGAGCACCUUUGUUUUCUACAAACCUUAAGCUGUUAUUCUUUUAAGGCUAAUCAAAGUGCUUAUGUAAACCGAGGCUAUUUGCCCCAAUCUAGGUACCUACAGCUUUCAACUAUUUGGGAGCUUGCAAUUACUUUGUAACCAGACUAUAGCAUAUUAUGGCUCUUUGGAAUAUAGAACUGUUCAGAUUUUUAUUAGUCAGGUUUAAUAAUGAACCGCCUUUCCAUUUGUCUCAUGUUUGGGGGGAAAUGUUGACAGAAUCCUCAUGUCUGCAAAAUCAGUGAAAGCUUUAGAAAAGCUAGAAGUAGUUAAAACUCUGUGGAAGCAAUGAUGUUUAGAAUGGAAUAUAGUCAUUUCACCAUAGUCAGAAUUGGCAGUAUCUUUCAGCUAAAAAAGAAAGAAAACAUGGCAACAUUCUGAUGCCAAACUCAAUUUUUGCACUCAGGGAAUUAAUUAUGGGUUGGGAAAUUUGUAUUUCAAGUUGGUAAUAUUUUUUACUUGAGUUGUAUAAAGGCAAAUAAAGCAUGGCUUGCGGCAUGGAGCAAAGACUAUAUGCAACAUGGUAUAAAUCUAUUUGUACCAUACAAGUGUGGAAGUCAGUGCUGGACAUGGGACUUGGAUUCCUAAGCAUCUCAGUCUUCACUUGGUAGUGGUGCCUGCUCUGUGGAACACCCUUCCAUCAGAUGUCAAGGAAAUAAGCAACUAUCCUACUUUUAAAAGACAUCUGAAGACAGCCCUGUUUAGGGAAACUUUUAAUGUUUAAUGCGGUAUUGUGUUUUUAAUAUUCGAUUGGGAGCCGCCAAGAGUGGCUAGGGAAACUCAGCCAAAUGGACGGGGUAUAAAUAAAUUAUUAUUAUUAUUAGACCCCUUUAAGAAUGGGAUGGUAGACUUGCUUGAUCUUCAUAAGAACAGAAGAAGAGCAUGCUGGAUCAGACAAAAGGCUCAUCUAGUCCAGCAUCCUGUUCUGUCAGUGGCUAUCCAGAUGCCUGUUGGAAACUUGCAAGCAGGAUAUUAGCAUAAGAGCACUCCUCUGUUCCGCAGUUUCCAGCAUCUGGUAAUCAGAAGCAUACCACCAUGAUGGCAGAACACGGCCAUGAUAGCAGAGCACUGAUAGGCUUAUCCUCCAUGAAUUUUUCUAAUCCUUUUUAAGACCAUCCAGGCUGGGGACCAUCAUACUUCCUGUGGGAAUGACUACAAUUGGAGUAUAGUUCUGAUCUUCUCACUUUAAAAAGGGUAUUGAAGAGAACAGGUUUGGAAAAGGGCAGCCACAAUGAUGGGGCAGCAAGUCCUGUAUGAGGAAAGGCUACAGCAUUUGGGACUUUUUAGUUUAGAGACAGUUGUGUAAGAGGUGUCUUCUGUUAUUGUGUCUUCUGCCAAACAAGUGGUAUCUUGUGUAGAGAUGCCUGAUGCUAUUUUGUUCUUUAAAUAGUACUGUUUAACUGAGAUGGUCUGAGCAAUUUGGUUUGGAUGCUGCAAACACUAUUUUCUUGAAUCUGUUUUUCUUGAGCAACAUAAAGGAGGAAAGGGAUAUUUCGGACCUCUGCAUCUCCCAGGAGAAAGAGCAUCAAGUAGAAUUAGAGUAAUAUGGCAAACAAGAAGGAUACUACCUUUGGAAAGGGAACAUUGAAGCUGAAAUAAAAUAGGCAGGUUGAAAGAAAUGCAUCUGUUUUGAAGAUAUCAGCAUUACUUCUUGGACUUCAUGUUUUGACUAGCUUGCUUAUAACUGUCUCCUGUGUCGAUUGUGAUAUGUCAUUGUGAAUGUCAUCGCUGUAUCAUGAUCAUACCAGAGAAAUUUGUAGAAUUAUAUAUACAAUCAAAUUUUAAGAGUAGCUGUAUUUUUCCAGAGUGGCACACAAAUUGCCCCCCCCUUUAAACCAUUUUUAUUAUAUUUAUAUUCCACCAUUACUCCAAGGAACUCAAGGUGGUUUACACGCUUCUUUCUCUCUCCAUUUUAUCCUUGCCAACAACCUUGUCAGGUAGGUCAAUCCUAAGAUAGUCUGUCCCAAGGUUACCCAGUGGAUUGAGUGGGGAUUUGAAUCCUUUUGGGAAUUGACUGGUUUUAAUUAAAGGGCUGCUGUGCUUUUUAUUAUAAUUAUUGGUAUGAAAACACCAACUAGAUUAUGCUGUAACUACAGGGCACAUGCUUUUACUACAUAACAUUGUCCUCUGCCAUCGUGCACUUUAAUAGAGAAAGGUCAGUACUUGUUUUUUUCACUUAAUUAUUCAGAAAGCGAAUCUUAAAACUGUCCAGCUGAGAUGUGUGUAUCUGCAGCAUUCCUUUACAGCUCAUUUAACCAAGUGCUAUGGAUACAGUUUGAAGAAACUGUGUGAAGACGACUUAAUUUUUAUAGGUACACUGGAUUACUUGUAUCUAGGAAAUUGACCUUGCAGUCCCUUAUUGUACUACAGUACUGGUGAGGACAAAGUGUCUCACUGUUAAUGACCAGCAGCUAAUACUGGAAACUUAGUGUGUACUGUUCAUUGUGCAUGUCUGUUCAUUGAAUUUAGUUUAAAGGGGCUUAGUCCUAAAUUGAUGGGUAUAGGAUUGCAGCCUUAGCUCUCUUCUGUUCAGAAGACCUAAAUUCAGAGGUCAUAGCAUAUAUUAUUUGCAAUAUUGCAGCAUGUAUAUGUAUAUAUGCCAGUGCAGGUUUGUGGGCAAAUUAAAAUUUGUGGGAGGCUGAAGCAUCAUUGCCACUGCUUUUUGCAGCGUGGCCUAUAAGCAAAAUUAAGAAUAAGUUUCAAAAUUAAGUAGGAAGGGGCAGGAACUGAACAUAUUUCUGAACUGGUUAUGACAUUCUCAUAGGAAAUAUACUGUUCCUUGUUUGAGAAUUCUACUGAGUAGCCAACAUAGAGAGGCCAUCAUGUUUGUGCUUAAUUACAUUACACAAUUAAGUAAUGUAAUUACUUUCCCCUCCCCUUCAGUUACACAAGGAAUUACAUACACCUGGCUCUGUUUUUCUCCCUCUGCAAUCCACAACACUUGCACCUCAAACUCAGGAAUAUUUUCUGUAGUUGCAACUACACAAUAAGUUAGUAACGGAGACUGGUGACCCGGAGCUUGGUAUGAUCGAGGGUCUUCCCACCUCACCUGCAGCAAUCCCUUGUUGCAUUGACAUGGUGUUGCAGUAGUUCUUUCUGACAUAGGUAAACAAGAGUGAAGUGGUGCAGCACUCAAGUGAAGAACCAGAGUUUCUGUGUGUUUAAGAGAACAAAGCUUGAGAACCCAUAUCUUUUCUCCUGUAGGAUGAGUUGAAAUAGAGCUAAAGUUGCUGUCUUUUCAGCCUUUGCUCAGUUCAAAACUUGGUCCCUGUUAAAAAUUAGUUGUUGUGCUGCAAAUAUUUUAAGCAGUUAGGCUGUAAAUGUUUAAAGUUCAGAUUACAUUUGCUGUUAAUGUGUCUCAACCUGACAUUUCCAGUGUAACUUUACUUGCUUAACAUGGUAUUUGUGCCAUUCUUUCUUUGCAUCUCACACUCUUUGCUCCAAAUGCUGAGGGCCAGGAUUGGAGGUGAAGAUCAGUCUGUUUCUAACAGUUGAAUUUGCAAGUAGCUUGUUAGUUUUAAAAAAGGAAGGACUCACUGACUGAAUACCUAUUUUAAUCAGGUUCUGAAGCAGAUUUUGCAAGUCCUGAGAAAGAAUUUAGUUAUCAUUAACUACUGUUAGUGCCAAAGCAGAUACAACACAAAAUGUUUGUUAAGUCAAGGGCAGUAGGAUUUUUAAAGGAGACGGGAGGGAGUAUUAGUUUCUGAGAGUGAUGCUUGAUUUACAAAAAGGAAGCCAGAAGUUUAUCCAAGAUAGAGACAUUUUAUUGAGAUGCCCACAAGGCAUUUGAGAAUGUAACCUUAUUAUGUGGUGCUUUCUUUGUAGAAUAUUUGCAAUGAUCAUUUAUGUAAAAAUACUGUUAAUGCUUCACUUAAAAAUUCUGUAUCCAUUGUUGUUCCUUAAUUUUAUGGUAACUUGGCAUACUGAUAAGUUGAUGUAUGAUUUGAUGCUUUUGUAUAGAAUGAAAAAUUGUCAUUCUCAAGACAUUAUUACAGUAUAUGGUUAAUUUAAAAUAGAUCAUUUUCCGAAAGGCCAGCUUUCAGGAAGAGGCUUGUAAUUGGAAAUCUUACCCUUUUCUCUUUUAUAUUUUUUUAGGGGAUUGAGAAUGUGCUAACAACAAUGCUAGGAUUACAAUGGGAAGUGUCACACUUCGCUAUUUCUGCUAUGGCUGCCUCUUCACAUCUGUGACCUGGACACUUCUACUCUUUAUUUAUUUCAACUUCAGCGAAGAGACCCAGUCUUUCAAGAAUGUGCCCAUCAAGGGGCUUGAACCUCAGAAGCCAUUUCCUAAAAAGAUCUAUCCCCGUUUUGUCCAUGGGCCAGUACACAUACCUGAAGCUCACCACAGAUACAGUAAGAACAGGAAUCCAUUGGGAAAUGCUGCACAGGAUCCCAUCAAGGGGGAUACUGAGAUGUCUCCUGAAAUGGGUAAGUGAAUAGUAAUUGCCUGCAUUGAAACUCAUAUUGUGAAAAACAGAUGUGAAGUGCUUCUGUCUUCCUAUGUAGUUUCAGACAGGAAACGAAUGGGAGCCCUAAAUUAGAAAAGUGCUUGCUCUUGAAGCACAGUGGUUUACCCAGAUUAGUAAUUGCCAGACAUAUAUAUUACUAAUGAAAAAUGCAGAGGCAAUUCAAUUAAAUCUGCUAUUUUAAUAAACCAUUAAAAUACAAAUAGAUCUUUGUCUAGUUUAGUGCCAAAAUAUGCUAGGGAUAUUUUGCCAUCUGCAAAGAAAUUAUCAUCUGAUAAGGUAAUCAGACUUGCUUUAUUUAUUAUAUGAAAGCCAGACAUUCAGGAUAGUAUUCAUUAUGAAUCACAUUCUACAGUAUUAGGGGUACAGCUUGGUCUGAAAUGUAUUUGUUAGAAUCCACCUGGGUCUGGAUUCUGAGGAGACCUUUGGAAGAGCAAGAUUCUGUAGGAGUCUUGGUAUUAUAGGGGAACAGGAACCUUGAGGAACCCACAAUCUUUGAGGGCUUGCAGAAUCUGCCAGCCUCAAAAAAACAUCCCAGCCAAGGAACUAAGUGUCCCCACAUUCUCUGCCCCCCUCUUUCUCUCAUAAUUGAAGGUGGUGGUGGGCCAGUCUGGAAGCCCAGAACUGGCAACAGUGAACCCCUACAACAGCUCAUGUAGCCGCUUAUGGUCUCUUUACUGUAGUUCCACCUAUGAUAAGGGGAAAUGAGUGUAAUCCCUGGAAUAAGACCCAACUGAGAAUGAGGAAGGGGCUUAGCAGUCACUACUACAGAAUUUUGUAGCCUCUGUCUGGUGUCUUGUACUAUAGCACCUUUUCUUCACGGAGCCAGUUGUACUCUGCACUCGGGUCCCAACCUCAAUUUCCUUCUUACUUCCUCAGGGGGAGGAACCUAUUCAGCAUUAACUAAUGCAUGUAGAAUGCUAUUACUGCAUGUAGCUCUCAGAAACAUAUUUUUGUCCAGUAGGUUUUUCUUCAUGAAAUUGGAGAAGCUAAAAAUUCUUAUUUACUUUUUUGAUCACGCUUUCCCUGAAUGCUUGCUUCAUAGUGAAUGAACUGAAGAUGCCUAUUGGCUUUGACUGUUAAGAAGAUUAGGUUACAUGACCCAUAAGCUGUAUGCAAUUUUAGUUGCAGCAAGGAGAGAAUAUGCUUUGUAAAAUAGGGAGGAAAGCUUAGAAUCAUUUCCAAGAUGCAUUCCCUCCUUUAAAAAGAGUCUUUUUCUAGAAUAGGCAUGGCCCAGGUACAUUCUCCAGAGUUUUCAAACUAAAGGUGCUUGUUUCUAGUCCUCUGGUGUGCAAGAAUAGGUAACAGGUCACAAAAAUAAAAAGAAUUUGAACUCAUUGCAUGCUGCUUUCUAAACCUUUGUACUAUACCCCCCACCGGUUUGAUUUGAUUUUUCUUUUUUGUGCUGCAUCAUCCACCGGUUUCAAUAUAUGUAGUGAAAAAUAAAACAAACUAGCUGUAGUCUUCUGGCCUGAAAAUUUUAACCGCAGUAUGGCUGUAUAUUAUGGACAAGUGUUGUUAAGGAUGUACACGUAGAUGUGUUUUCUGCACAACUGGAAGAUCUAGAAGGAGCAAGUUUAGAAAAGAAAAGGGAAGAGAAGAGAAGAGAAGAGAAGAGAAGAGAAAAGAAAAGUGGUGUGGAGUAUUCUAUGCCCCUUGAUGCCAUUUUGUCCUCUUUGCACUGUGCAAUCUGUUCUUUGCCUACUAUGUUCCUGCCUGUAAUAUGGGCAAGUGAGGUUAACGAGUGGUUAGCGUGGACUAGGUGUAUUGAAUCAACAUGCAAACACAGCCAUGUCUCCUCCUCUGAAAUCCCAUGCAGCUAUAUCACUGGGGACUACUUAAAAUUAUUGAGACCAGCUUUGCAAAUUGUGUGUGUAUUUUAGCCUUGUGCCUCCUACAUUCUUGCUGUCCUUCUCCCCCACUCCCUCCUGCCCCAAACAGCAAUACAGUGGUACCUCGGGUUAAGUACUUAAUUCGUUCUGGAGGUCCAUUCUUAACCUGAAACUGUUCUUAACCUGAAGCACCACUUUAGCUAAUGGGGCCUCCUGCUGCUGCUGUGCCGCCGGAGCAUGAUUUCUGUUCUCAUCCUGAAGCAAAGUUCUUAACCUGAGGUACUAUUUCUGGGUUAGCGGAAUCUGUAACCUGAAGCAUAUGUAACCUGAAGCGUAUGUAACCCAAGGUACCACUGUAUUCCAGCUACCUCUUCUGGCUCUCUUAAGACUUGAAAAAAGAGCUUCAUUAGUACCAUAGUCGUAUGGUAAAUACUGCACAAAUAUUGCUAUAAAUGCCUUGAGCUUAUAUAGGCCAUCCUGUUUGGCAGUGAGACCUCCUCAUUUGUCUUUCCCUGGGCCAGGAAAUGAGUAUGGGGCAGUAAUUUGAAUUGGAAUAUAUCAUUAGCUGAACACGUAAGUUUAAGAAGUUGAUCAUUGGCAAUACAUGAAUUAGACAGUGAAUUGAUUUUGGCACAUUCUCCAUUGCAGGUAUGAUUUUUAAUGAGCAAGACCAGGAAGUGAGAGACUUGGGCUAUCAAAAGCAUGCUUUCAAUAUGCUCAUCAGUAACCGGUUGGGAUAUCACAGAGAUGUGCCAGACACAAGAGAUGCAAAGUAUGUUUCUGCAUGUUCUCGAUAAAGUGAAUGCUUUGUUUCAAGAGCCCAAUGGUGAAGAUCUAGCAAAAAGGCCAACAGAAUGAUGGGCAGUGGGAAGGAUGGGGCUUGUAUGUUGCAGCGAUGCCUUUGGCAGUGUGCCUAUAUAUAUAUUCCUACAUAUACUGGGGGUGGGGGUGGAGAUUCCAUUAGGGAGCUGUUUAGCUGCUUCUGAGAAGGUGAACAUGGAAGGAAAUAGCACCUAAAGAAAGGGCUCAGUGCUUUGCAAAAAUGGCUUAGUCCUGCAGAAGGGGAAAGUCAGAAGGUCAAGCAUUUUACGGUGUUUGUAGGCAUGCAAAUGGUUGGUUUAAAUUUUAAUCAGAACUACCACAGGGGAGGCACUUUUUGCAUUCCUGUAUGGCUCCUCUGAGAUGGAGUCCAGGGCACUUCAUAUUGUGAGUGGAGUGCAUGCUACACAUCUGGAACAGCAGCAGUCUUAAGUGUAUUACUUUACUUUCUCCCAUAGGAUUCCCCCCCCCCAUAUUUUCUUCAUGGGGGGAGAGCAGCUUUGGCCCUUCCCCCAAAAUCUGGCAGCUUAUUUAUUCCCUCCACCCAAUAGAACUUGACUCUUUGAAAAAUGUCUAUUUCAUAGCCCUGUCCUGGGUUCUAUUUCUUAGCCAUGCUAAAGAAAGAAAAAGGAUAUCACAUGUGACAUUGUAGUUUUUUCAUCAAGUAAACAUUUUUCUUCCAGUCCUCUACAGAUUUAAGGUCUCCUCAGAGUUGUCGAAUGAGCAUAUUUCCCCCCAAAUAGAGAGCUGAUGGAAAUGAGAGAGGAUGAGAAGUAAGAAAUUCAGACCAUACCAGAAAUUAUAUUAAGAAAGGGAGCGAUUCAGAAAUAACAUGGUUUUGAAAAUAAGUUCCUUUUUAUAUUUACAUUGGCAAAAUAUGCAUAACAUGUAGAAUUGCUUGACGGUUCUUGCUGUGCAGUAUGCAAGACAAAUAUGUAUUUUUCUGUUGCUUAAAGUGCUUAACUUUGGCUGGAUUGUGCCCUUUGUGCGUGAAGUUCUUUGCAAUGUAAAAUCUGAUAAUCACUAUGGCAUUGCUAUCCAUACAGAAUUUAAAAAUUCAGAACCAGCUUUUAACAUACGCAUGCACAAAAGGCUGUCUUCCUUUCUAUUGUAAUGCAGCUAUAUAUUGUGUACCUUGAGAAACCAAUCUUUUCAUUUCAAAUUAAAUAUCCAGAUUUGUGAAACAGCCCUAAUAGUUGCAGAUCACUGAAUAUUUUGUUUUUUGAGCUUUGAUUUUGGCUUUGUCAUGAUCCUGUUGUAAUGUGUAGGUUCAAAGAUCUCACUUAAAAGGCCUUUAUCUCCUUAUUAGGACAGAGUGAACAUUGAGUUCAUUCUUGACAUCAUUCUGUGUUUUAAGUAUGGUUAUGAACAGGGCUGCAAGAUACUUUGCAAAACUUAGUAACCUGUAUAAUUUUCUAGAAGCAAUAUUGGAGAGAAGGAAGGAAAAAUACAGCUCCCUACCCUGCUUUCCUUUGAAUUCAGUGUUUAAUUGAGAAUUCCUAGGACUCAAGCUUAACUGGAAAUUAGAUAUACAAUCUCUUCCCCCCCCUCCCCAUCAUUACUGUUACAUAUUUUCUCUAAGCUAUAGAAUUGUAAGAGGUUCUGUAAUAUAGGAGGCCCUACUUGUACCUACAGGGGUCAGUAAAAGUAAAAAUGAGCCGUGGAAACUGCUGAAUAUGAGGAAUAGCUUGAAGAAGGGGAAAUGAAUGGAAUAGAAAGGGAAAGAUAUUUGGGUCUUAGAAAGACAUGCAAAUGGACAGGAAAAAAAAGCUGUGGAGAAAUUUAAAGAAUAGUGUUUAAAGUUGUAUGGAACAGUAAAGUAGGGAAGUAGAGAAUUAAAAGGGGAAAGAGCAUAUAUUCUUUGCAUGCUGAAAAUCUCUGAAUCAAGUACUGCCACCUCUAGGUAUCACUGGGAAACACCCCUGUCUGAGAUGCUGCUGUAGUUGGUGUGGAGUAUAUUGAAUGAGAUGGAUCAGUGGUCUGACUCUGUAUAAAGCAGCUUUAUGCGUUUGUUAGGAGGAUAUCAGGAUUAGAAAGGUAUCGCAGUGCUGAAAGAAAAAUUAAAUGGGGAAAGGAGGAUGUUGAACGAAAUGUAAGGUGAAGAAAGGGCUAUGAAUGGAAGGAGCAGAGGAAGAAAAUGAGUGGGGUGAGGUGGGGAAAGGACUGGAUUUUGAAUAACUUAUCUGUGGAGGCAUUAGAGAUAGGAUGACUGUGUUCUCUAAAUUCCCUGUUUUCAUUAUCUUAAAAAAAAAGUUAGUGGACAAAUGUAAUGCAGAGGAAGAAAUGUAAAAUAUGCAGAGUUCAGUUUCUUCAAACAACAAGCACGCACAGUAGAAGGAUAAAUCUGCAUCCUCUACAGAAAACAAAAUCCUGUAUUCCUCAGCAACUCAAUUGCCAGACUCCUUUUUUAGGUGCCAAUGAUUCACAGGGCAUAUGGUUUCUUAAACUCAUGAGUGAAAGAGAUUCUGUGGGGGAAACAGCUACACGCAUAUUGCAUGGUUAUUAUAAAAGGGAGGGUGCAGCUUCUAUUUUGGUAUUAUAUGGGGUGUUCGUGAAAUAUUAGCAACAUUCUUUGAAAACCAUGUGUUAUAAUAUGUGCUUUUUCUUUCUUGCAGGUGUAAAGAAAAAAGUUAUCCUCAUGAUCUGCCCUAUGCUAGCAUUAUAAUUUGUUUCUAUAAUGAAGCAUUCUCUGCCUUGCUUCGGACAGUGCAUAGCGUUUUGGACCGCACCCCAUCUAAUCUUCUCCAUGAAAUUAUCUUGGUGGAUGACAGUAGUGAAUUAGGUGAAAGACUCUUGCAUUAUAUGCUAAUUUUGUGCAGUGUAGUCUAAGGAUACUUGGACUACUGACCGAUUACUAAAUGCCGUCUUACUCCCCUUGCCUUUUCUUACUCUAGCUGAUCUGAAAGAAGAAUUGGAUGCUUAUCUAACAAAAAAUCUUCCGAACAAUAUAAAGCUAGUCAGAAAUGAGAAGCGAGAAGGGCUAAUUCGUGGGAGAAUGAUUGGCGCUUCCCAUGCUACAGGUAAUGUCCUUUAUAUCUAUGAAUUCAUGCAGUCCCUUUGCUUGUUCAGUACUUCUAAAUCAUGAUGGUUUGUCCAAAUUGCUUGUGACUUUAAUACAUUUAAUGAAGAAUAAAGAAAAAUAUGAAACUUCUCAUAGUAAAUGCUCCUUGAUCAGCUUUCAAGCAAAACAAUACUACUACUACUACUACUGCUACUACUGCUACUACUACUACUUUAUAAUUUAUACCCCGCCCAUCUGGCUGGGUUUCCCCAGCCACUCUGGGCAGCUUCCAACUGAAUACAGUGGUACCUCAGGUUACAGACGCUUCAGGUUACAGACUCCGCUAACCCAUAAAUAGUACCUCGGGUUAAGAACUUUGCUUCAGGAUGAGAACAGAAAUCGUGCUCCGGCGGCGCGGUGGCAGCAGGGGGCCCCAUUAGCUAAAAUGGUGCUUCAUGUUAAGAAACAGUUUCAGGUUAAGAACGGACCUCCAGAAUGAAUUAAGUUCUUAACCCUAGGUACCACUGCAUUAAAAACACAAUGCAGCAUUAAACAUUAAAAACUUCCCUAAACAGGGCUGCCUUCAGAUGUCUUUUAAAAAUACAUCAUUAAAAUGAACAAAAAAUAAGUCAGCAAAAUACAUAGAACAUCCCUGGAUUCAAAAGCAAAUAAAAGUCUGUUGCUGAGAAGACCACUGUUAGUCACAGUUAGUAGAUAAGAAAUAUAAUUCUAUCACUGUCUCAAAUUUUAAUAUGUAUGCUUCUUCCUGUUAUUUCCUGAUGGUUAAAUAUUCUGUAGGUAGUUGUCAGCAUCAGUAUAGAACCUGAAUACUUGUGAAGGGGUCAGACUAUAGUGAACCACCAUUUGGAAAAUAGGGUGGACACUCAAGAAUAGUGUAGUUGGCUAUCUCUUCUCUAUUUUAACUUACUUAAAUAUGGAAUCUCUCUUGCUGUCCAGGAUCAUCCCACUUCUGCUCAUGGUGAGGAAAGCAGGGAAGGGGCAAAUCUGAGGUUGGCUUCUAAUCUUGAGUGUAUUAAGCCUGGGAAGUAAUGUUAUAACAACCCCCUUGUUAUAAAAGGUUUUUAUUUCGCCAUAAUAUGUACCAGUUGUGAAAACCAGGGUUUGUGAAAUGCAGUAAAACAACUGUGGCUUGUCUUUCUUUCCCCAAAAGGGACUAACUUAUCUGGCCCUAGCUCACUACAUGUAGGUUGGCAGUUAAAUUGUUUCCAUUAUGACAAGGCAUCUUAUUAAAGCUGUUUACAAAUACCCCAUUCAUACUGAUUCACAGUCAUCUCCCCAGAGAGAUUUGUUGUGGCUAUAACAUUUAAUUAGGUUAAAGUAUCUUUUUGAUAAUCUUUAUAAUCAGCCUGCAUUGUGCAUGAACAAUAAUCAGUGUUGAAUCAGGAAAGCUUGUGUUAUAAUUUGUAAUGAUGAUCUAAGCUCCUCCUAAUUAAUGCGUGUUAAUCAUCUACAUUAAUGCAGUAUAAUUACAUUGAAGUUCCGAACAUGCAGCAGUACUUGUUCAGCUUUACUAUUUGAGCUCAGUGCUACAGCUUGUGAAUAGCUUCCCUAAGCUAUACCCAGUGAAGUAGGAAAAUUUUAUAGCUAUAAUUGGAACACCUAACUGCCUUUUUAGAAUGGAAUUUCCUGAGUUUCUGGUUUCCAACCUUGGCUUUCAUUUAGGAAUAACUUCUAAGUUUUUGUUGGGCUUUUUAAAACUCAUAAUUGCAUCUUUUUUACUGGCUACCCCCUUGGCCUUGUUUAUGACUCAUAAUUGUAAUGGAUGACUUAUGAUCAUUAGUAUAGUUUUUAUCAUUUUAGCCUCCUGAGAGCAUUCAUGAUGAAGGCUGUGGGAUACAAGUUAUAUAAAUAAUACUCUUGGUGAUUCCACACCUGCCCCGCCCCCAAAAUCUGAAGGAUGCUGUAACUUAAUUUCCCUAGAAAAAGUACUUGAUAUAAGAAAUGAAACUAUUAGCCCACUUAUUAUUACAUUAUUAGUACCCAAAUAAUUGCUACAAUUUAGGUCACCACCCUCUCACUCCAUGUGUUUUCCAACAAGACAAGGUCUGGCUAUUUGAGUUGUGUGUUUGUAGUUAUUCUAAAAUUGAUUUCUUGAACAGGAAGAAAUCCUGUUUGAGGCAAGUUUUGAGUAUUAUAAUGUGUUCUGACAUUUGUAUUAUAAUGUGUUUGGGGGUGUCUUCUGUCUGAUCAGGUGAAAAUUGAUUUAAAUGUCAUGGGGGACCUUAACUGACACCUGAAGAGGGGGUGGAGAUAAAACGCUCAUUAUGCAUAGAAGGGUAGAAUAUAUGCAUUAUCUGACUGCUGGCUGCAGGAGUAGAAUUCCUAGUUAGACAUGUGAUUGGCUAAGGCCAGACCUGGGAUGGAGCAGGAGUCAGCCCAUGUUGGUUGGCGCUUGAUGUUCAUAGGGAACAGCCCAUAGAAGAAGACAAUAGAGGAGGAGCUGAGAGGAAGGCAGCAUAGUUUGGUGGCCAAAGACUUGCUGGGGUAGGUGAGUCACUUGGCUUAGCUAAAUGAAUGAGAGGGGUGGGAUCUGUCUACAGCACUGAGGUAGAAGAAGUGAGAAGCAGUUUGGAAUGGUAGGCUCUGGAUUCCGGGUGGAGAGUCAGAGGAAGAUUCCAGGACAGGGUUAAGCAGGAUGGUGUAGAUACAAGGGCAGUCUGGCAAAAGGGUUUUAACAGGGUAACCUAACUGCUUCCUCAGAGCUGCCAUGGUUUAAUAACGGUAGUGUAAAAUAAGCAGUUGAUAUUUAAAGUGGCAGUAACAACUUAGCAAAUGCAUACUUAUUUAAAGAGAGAGUACUAUGCUAAAGCAACCACAUAAGCUUGUGCACUACAUACUCUUGUAGUAAAUAAACAUUAAUAUUUUUGUAAAAUAUUGUAGUUAUCUGUCAGGCUUUGCACCAUGUCUAUAUCCCAGUUACCAGGGCUGUUGAUAAGUUAAGGGUUCAAAGGGGUAAGUGAUAUUAUAUGGUGGUUGUAGUACGAGUUUAGGAAAACCAUUGGAGUGGAAGUUGGGGUUUGUUAAUAGAAUAAGUAAAUAAUCACACACACCCCUUCCCACUGAAGUUUGAAAGGCCCAAUUCUUGUAUAUAGCCACAUAGAUGGGGGAAUCCCUCAAAAUGUAAUCAUGAGAUAAUCCAUCCCAAGUGUAGUGUGAUAGAGUUCUGCCUUUUUAAAAGAAAGAAAAAUGGAAUUACCUGGAUGUAGCAAGUACUUGAGAUUUCCCCAUCAGGCUGCUGUGUUUCAUAUUGUUCCCCUCUCUCUGCUAGAGUGGAAUAUGUCUCGAAUAAUGAAAAUAUGUAACUCUGACUCUGAUUGCCUUGCUUUUUGUUCUCUGUUCUUAUUGUGCUUCUUUUUUCUCAGGGAAGGUACUUGUGUUUCUGGACAGUCACUGUGAGGUGAAUGAGCUGUGGUUGCAACCUUUGCUGACACCCAUCCAGGAAUCACGGAAAACAGUGGUUUGUCCUGUCAUUGAUAUAAUUAGCGCUGACACGCUUACCUACAGCUCUUCCCCAGUUGUCCGUGGAGGGUUCAACUGGGGUCUGCACUUUAAAUGGGAUCUUGUUCCUUUGUCAGAACUGGAAGGCCCUGAGGGAGCCACUUCUCCAAUCAAGUAAGAUUUACUUAUUUAUAUUAUAACCCACACUGCAUUGUUCACACAGAGUGAGAAACAUUAAAAUACAAUAAAACAAUAUUUCAUUUAAAGACAACUUGAUGUAAACAAAGACAGUAAGCUAGCAGCAAAGCUGCUACAUAAUAUGCUAUGUAGUAAGAUACCUUCUCUAAGUACCAUAUGCUAAAGAACAUACCAUAUUAUGAAGGGAGUACCGUAUAUGCAACCAUGUGCUCCAUCAAGGAAGGGGAAGUUAAAAAAAGUGGGGUACAACUGCUUCAACACUCAUCUUUAGGUCUGAACACUUAAACUGAAAAGAAGAAUGAAGAAAAGGGAUAGCCAAUUGAUGCAAUGAGCUGUACUAGCAAAUGUCAAUAAUUUUCUUUGGAGAAAUCUCUUUCAACAUCUAAUUUUUAACAGGAAAGUUGAAACCAGAAUUUCAGCAAAGCUGUUAAUGAGUUGAUAUCAACAUAUACCGUAUUUUUCGUCCCAUAGGACGCACCUAGUUUUUUUGGGGGGAAAUAAAGGGAAUUUUUUUCCCUUUAUUUCCCCCGCAAAACCAGGUCGGGGAAUCCAAACCAGGUCAGGGAACAGUGGGAUGGCGGCGCUCCGCCUCCCCGCUGCCCCCCGAGCUUGUGGGGCUGCCCAAUGUCUGCCCGAAGCGCGGGGCGCUCUGCUUCAGCGCGCCCUGCGCUCUGUGCAGCAGGCUGCUAUCCGCAGCCUAGGGAGCCCUGCGGGAACUCCCGCGGGCUCCCAGGCUUGCUGAUAGCUUCCUGAAGCCUGGAGAGCGUGAGGGGUCGGUGCGCACCGACCCCUCUCGCUCUCCAAGCUUCAGCAAAAGCCUGCAUUCGCCCCAUAGGACGCACACAAAUUUCCCCUUCAUUUUUGGAGGGGAAAAAGUGCGUCCUAUAGGGCGAAAAAUACGGUAAUAAAUGACUUAUCCAUAAAUGCUGUUCAUUCCAAGUUUGGCAAGCCUUUAAUUCAAGGGUUCCCAAAUGUUUUGGACUAGUGGGUACAUUUAGAAUUUUGAGAGAGUGCUGGUGGCUGACACAGGAAGUGUGCCAUAACGCAAAAUUAGAGGUCAAAACCAGUACUUUGAAUUGAGCCAAGAAGCUAAUGGGCAGCCAGUGCAGUCAGGCAAGGAUUGGCAUUAUAUGUUCAAACCGUAUUGUAACAGUGAGCAACCUGGCCGCCAAAUUCUGCACCAAGUUGGUGACUCUUGCUUUAAUUUGUAACCUGUCAUGGGAACAAUUGGUAAGUAAAGGUCCUUAAGACCUUGUACAAAAGCCUAAGAGAUGUGUCACAAAUGAGGGAGGGUAAGGGAAGAACAAUGCUUAUCAUACAGUAGAAAAAGUGGCAGACUCCUUCAAUUACUUCAUUACAUCUAUGCCCUUCCAUGUAGCCAUAAGGGCCUCUCAGGAUGGCACACAACAAUAAAACAAUCAGUAAACUUAAAAUUAAUAAAAAUUACACGCCAAAAAAUCAGAAUUGGGGAUCCAGAAUAACUUCCUAAAAGCCAUUACCUGCCUCCCGAGUGGUAUGCACUGUCUUUCUGCAGAUUUUCAAAGUUUCCUUGAGUAGAAAUGAUGCUCAACACCACCUUGUCACCAUUUUUUAAAAAAAAUUAGGGGCCGGUGUUUGGAUCGUAUGUGAGUUUCUAUUCCCACUCUGUUAGUCUUUUAAAUAUCUUAUUGAUUGGCCAGUAUUCCAAUUUCCCCCCCUGCUGCUGGACUUCCACAUUUGAUUCAUAACCAUACGUACCUCACAUCAAUCCUCUGUAAAUUUUGUGUGACUUCAGCACUCCCCCACCUCUCCUCCCAUCAUUGGUAGGUAUAGCUUUGGAAAACACUUUCUUUUAGGUCACCUACAAUGGCAGGCGGCUUGUUUGCAAUGGACAGAGAAUAUUUCAAUGAACUUGGACAAUAUGAUAGCGGCAUGGACAUCUGGGGAGGGGAAAACCUGGAAAUAUCAUUUCGGGUAUGUAUGCUAUUUUUGUAGACUAUAACUUUUUUUCUUGGACGAGGACAAUGAUUGAAUCGCAUUUCUUUACACACUAUGGUUGCGCAGUAAUUUUCUUUAAUUUUGCAGAGCAGUUAUGUGAGUGUUAAAAGUUCUUCUAAACUAGGUGUUGGGAAUAUUUUCUGGUCGGACCAGAUAAUUGAUUUUUCUUAAAAAUAAAUUUCCUUUUUCGUAUCACAACUUUCAUCACCUCCAACUAGCAGGACUAGUGGUCAGGCAUGAUGGGAAUUGUAGUCCCAAAAGAGCUGAAGACCAAAGUUUGGGAAACCCUGAUCUAGAAGUUAUAGCUUCUAUCAGCUGUAAUCCUUUCUAACUAUGUUAAAUAGACUCAACAUCUUCAGAAACCACACCUAUGCUUAAUAUGACCUUCCUUGAGUAAUUAUCCUUUGUUUUUAUUACUUCUGUUUCUGAGCAGAUCUGGAUGUGUGGGGGCAAACUUCUCAUCAUCCCAUGCUCCAGAGUCGGACACAUCUUUCGUAAAAGGCGACCUUAUGGCUCCCCAGGCGGGCAGGACACCAUGGCGCACAACUCUCUACGGCUAGCUCAUGUGUGGAUGGAUGAAUAUAAGGCAAGAUGGCCUCUACUGUAGAAUUACAAGCCAUAGCAAAAGGUGGAUGUAUCUGGGUGCCUUGGUGGUCACAGCAGGGAUGGAGAUUCAGAAACUCUGGUCCCGUUCCUGAAAAGUGGUAGUUUUUUCAUCUUCUACUUUUUGUGUGGUUUCAGAACCUUCAAUAUAGGUUCUGAGUUGUAACAAAAGUUUAGAAAUGCAUUGAUAAUUGCAGGAGCGAAGAUUAAAGAAAUCCAAUCCAGAGGCGUAAGUGAUGGAAAUGAAAUAUAAAACAUUAAACAUUCUCAAUUUUACUGAAGGGAAACUGGUGGAAUUCCAUCCUGAUUUUACCAAAUGCUGCUGGAUGAUCUCUGUGCAGAAACCAGCAGUUCUACAUCUUCUGCUAUUCUUUCCUUGGUGACAUGUAGUAAAACAGUGAAUCAGAACAAAAUUGGUCCUACCUGAAGCAUAGGUUUCGUCGGUUACGAGGGGGUAACUGGGGCCCAGCCCUUUGGGGUCUGCAGUUAUGUUUUCUAACUUAGGUUAUAUGUUCACUAUUUAUCUUCACAUUCUUACUUACACACACGUUUUGAGCCAGGGUGGGAGGUAGACAAUUAUGUUCAGAUUUUUUUUAAUGGACACAGUUUGCAGCUGCUAUGAAAAACUGAAUAGAGCGAGCUGACCCCCCACAAAUCAUUGCUCCUGCCUUUGUCAUGUGAUUGAGGCCUGUCCCAACCCAGUUAACCCCUCGUCAACCUAUGGAAAUGAGGGUGUGAUGAUGAUGACGAUGUUGUAUCCCAUUGGUUUCCCACUCCUGCACCACUUCGUUGGUUGGUUGAGGGAGUGGGACAUUCACAGUGUGAUUGUCAUGAAUCCAGGAAUGAGAGACAAAGCAGAUGGGGAAUGCUGUUUUUGGCAGUGGUCACAUAGGUCCCAAAAUGUGUGGUUCUGCCCUUGGUCAUUAUUGGCUGGAUAGGCACAGUAGUUUCAAAGUGUAGCUUUAUAGCAUGUACAAACCGCAUUGGUUUAUAGUUCAGAGAAAUUGGCUUUUUGCUUGUUUUGUUUUCAGUCCUGUGUAUUAAUCCUCACUUCAAAAUAGAAUCAUUGUUCUGAACUGUAAUUCUUCCUACCACACUUUCCUCUCUAUGACAUAGGAACAGUAUUUUGCUCUGCGACCAGAAUUACGGACAAGGAACUAUGGGAAUAUUACUGAUCGUGUGGAGUUGAGAAGAAAGUUGAACUGCAAAUCGUUUAAGUGGUAUUUAGACAAUAUAUACCCAGAGAUGCAAAUUUCUGGUUCUAAUGCCAAAGUACCGCCGCCACUCUUUUUCAACAAAGGGCAAAAACGACCAAAAACAUUGCAACGUGGACGGGUAAGAUGCUGUUCUAACUCUUCAGGUUCUUUAAAAUCGUACUCUGAAAAAUGUAGUUAUAAAGAUCACAAAAGCUGGCAUCUGAAUUAAAAGAAACUAUUAUUACUUUCUAGCUGUUGUGCAGCUUCGCAAUAAGAGUAGCUUUGAAAAUCUGUAAUUAUGCACUGUAGUUUUUAGAUCAAAUAUGCUAAAGGUAUCAUAUCAGUCUUACUUGCCUUGCUUCCUGUGCAGGUUAACAACCUUCGUUAUGGAUGAACGUCUUUCACAUUUGUAGGUGACUAUAAUCUCUUGUCUGAUCAGAAGCACUCUUGCUUUAGGACAGGGUGGUCCAAGCUCUCAAACCAAGUAGGCCACAAGAGUACUUCAACACAGAACCUGGGGGGGCACACUGAAUUAAAUUUCCAUAUCAUAAAGUGUUUGCAAUAUAUUUAAUAUUAUUUAUUAUACACACAUUUACCUACCUACAUACCUAAAAAGUGACCAAAAAUCAUGGAGGCUGCCUGGUGUGAGGGAAGUUGCUGGAUGCAGGCAGGACUCCAGAAAGGAAGGAGGAAGGGAGAGGGAGGAGCCAAGCAAGUUAUUACCAGCUCUUGGUGGGGCAAGUCAGAGAGAGGAAAAGAGUGCGAAAAUGAGCAACUCACUGCAGCUCUGCCAUUUUGCUUUUAUUGCUUUCUUGCCCCCUUUCCCCUUCUCUCCUCCUUUGCCACUCCCGCUUCCAGCCCUGCCACCACCACCAAAACAUUCAACACAUGCACACAUGUAUGUGCACACUCACUAGCUCUAGUUCAAGUUAGGGAUUCUCUCUGGAUGAGAGAAUCUUCUGCAAGGAAGACAUUGCUUACUUGGCUGAAGAAACUGCCUUUUACUCCCCUCCAUUCCUUUUUUCUCCCACAUCCUUCUUGCUCUCUACUCAUCCUGCCCCCAAGGUGGAUUCUCAGCCACAGCUGGGAUGAGUGGCCUGUGCUGGUCACAAGCAAACUUGGGCAAGGCUUUCAUGUUGUCACUUCCAGUUCCCUGCAGCUUCAAUACAUAGCAAGGGCCACCAAGAAAGGCCUUGAGGACCACAAGUGGCUUGUGUGCCGCGUGUUGGACAACCCUUCUUUAGGAACACAUAUAUUGGAAAUGACUUUACAGUGGAAGGAGAUAAAAAACCUUACCUUUCCAAAGAAUUGUAGAUGAUGUAGGGAUGCAGGUGGCGCUGUGGGUUAAACCACAGAGCCUAGGACUUGCUGAUCAGAAGGUCGGCGGUUCGAAUCCCCACAACGGGGUGAGCUCCCGUUCCCCGGUCCCAGCUCCUGCCAACCUAGCAGUUCGAAAGCACAUCAAAGUGCAAGUAGAUAAAUAGGUACCGCUCUGGCAGGAAGGUAAACGACGUUCCCGUGCGCUGCUCUGGUUCGCCAGAAGUGGCUUAGUCGUGCUGGCCACAUGACCCGGAAGCUGUCUGCGGACAAACGCCGGUUCCCUCGGCCUAUAGAGCGAGAUGAGCGCCGCAACCCCAGAGUCGGUCACAACUGGACCUAAUGGUCAGGGGUCCCUUUACCUUUACCUAAUUACUCCUAAGUUAGCCUCUUUUGCAAAAUAAAAAUGUGCAUAGUGUUAUGAUAUAGAAGCAAUGCGGCCGCGAGCUGGUAGCUUGAAAGCAAAACAUAAUGGGAAUGUUGGGACUGUUCCGUGGGAAACAGAGGGACAGUCAAUUCACAGUGCAGAGGGCACCGGAAUUAGCUCAGAGUGUAAUAUGAGCUGUACAGGAAGUACAGGAGGAGUUUGUCUCUCGACUGCUGAAGCUUGAAGAGAGCAGUCAUGAUUUUUGUAACGCUGCAAAGACAGAAAUAAAGGAAUGUAAAUACGUUUCUGUCUAUCUCUCUCCCCUGCCCGGGGGGGCAGGAAAGAGGGGGUGUGUUCUUCUCACUCUGAGAAGGAUUGCCUAUCGCGACCUAGCCUGGAUCCUGCCGGGAAUGCAGACAGGGAGGUCAACAGGAGAUCAAGCCGGGUGCCUGGAGAGUGGCCAGUUUCUCCUGAUGAAGGCUUGAAUCCCAACACAUAGGUGCAUGCAAAUUUCUCUUUUAUCUCUGCUUAGCCUUGAGACUGCAACAAGUAGCUUUGGGCAAAGUCGCUGUCUCUGAGGUUACCUUAUCAGCACACAAAGUUUUUUUUUUUUAAAAAAAAGAUAGGCUGAAGAGCUUAUAGUUUACUUUGUCUGUGUGCUGAAAACUUUUGUGUCCUUACUAGUCUCUACUACGCAUAUCUCCUAGAAAUCUGUCAACAGAGUUGCUUCUGUGAUUGCAACAAUACCUUGAUCUAGUGAAAAUUAUUCUAGAGAUACAACUAUUAGGCAUGGGUGGAGCCAGGACUUUUGUUAGGUGGGCAGAACGGAUGUGAUUGGUCAGUUAAGUAUUUCUAUUGUUUCACUUGAUGGGGGGGGAGCUGCCCCCUACCCCCCUUGGCUACGCCUAUGUUGUUAGGGGAAAUUCUAUAGAGAGCACAUAAAAUAACCUUCUUCCUCUUUCCUCCAAAUGUGUCUCAUUUUUUCCAUAAUGCUCUCCCCCCAUCCUCUCCCUUAUAUAAUACGGCAAGAAUGAAUAGUAUUGUGAUUGCAGACAUUUUCCAGUUGUCUUACGUGUGUGUGUUUUUCUUUUGCAGCUGCUUCAUCUUCAGACAAAUAAAUGUCUUGUUGCCCAAGGCCACCCAAGUCAAAAAGGAGGACUUGUUGUGGUCAGAGAGUGUGAUUACAAUGAUCAAAAUCAGGUAAGUGCCUGAAGACAGAACUUACCGUAUUUUUUGCUCUAUAAGACGCACCAGACCAUAAGAUGCACCUAGUUUUUGGAGGAGGAAAACAAGAAAAAAAAUAUUCUGAAUCUCAGAAGCCAGAACAGCAAGAGGGAUUGCUGCACAGUGAAAGCAGUGAUCCCUCUUCCUGUUCUGGCUUCUGGGAUAGCUGCGCAGCCUGCAUUCGCUCCAUAAGACACACACACAUUUCCCCUUACUUUUUAGGAGGGAAAAAGUGAGGCUUAUAGAGCAAAAAAUACGGUACUUUCUACUUGCGUUUCUUUCCCUAGCAUUGUUCAUUUUUAUAGUCUCCACAGUCUUGCUUUAUUUUGAUCACUCCUUCAUAACAUUAAAAACAAACCACACCCAAAUUCCUUCCUCUAUAGGCACGAAAAGGGUCUCUCACUUGAUAUCUUCUCACUGUAUGCUCUGGUCAUCUAUAACUUUUGACACUUACGUCACAUAAAUCUUUCUGUUUGAUUCAAUUUCCUUUCUGUUAUUUCAGGACUGAUCACUCAGAUAAAUACAUUAUCAGUAUCCAUUAGCUACUUUUACAAAUUUUUGCCACUGUUGUCUGCUUCAAAAUCACUUACUAAAAGGAGGCUUUGUGGAUUCCUUAAGUACCUCACUACACUAGGUGAUACAUUCAGAAUUCUGCUCAGUGCUUGAGGUCCAUUCCAGGAACUUUCCAGGGCACCAAGAACAGAUCUGCUUCAAAAUGUGCCUUAUGCCCUGGAAAUAAGUUCAAUAGAGUUACUGGCCCAUAUGAAUGUGGAUUUAAAAUACCCAGAGAAAUUAUAUCUGAUCCAAAAAUGCACAGCUGUUAGAGGGUUUCAGAAUUAAAGCAAACAACAUCUGGCAUCCUCCCUACUUUUAGGUAAUUUUAGAGAAGCCAAAAAAAAGGGGGGGGAGAAAACUGGGAGUUUUUCAUUGCUAGCACCUCUCCACAUGUUCAGAUUGGUCUAAUAUAUUUCCUUUUUAAAGCUCAGCUCAUACUUGUUCACAGAAAAUAAGUAUCUGCGGUAGUUUUUUCUGCUUAAGGUAAACAGAUUUUUUUUCACUCAAUGCUUAAUUUGAAAAUGUUAAGAAGGGAAUCUUACUUAAAUGCAAUUAGUAGGAAAUUAAUCUGCUUCAAAAUACUUUAGAAAGCUGAGAUUUUAUACUGUGGCAUAUUUUAUAAAGUGAUUUGUGGUUGUUUUUGUGUUACUAUUUUACUUCUUGUAUUUUUGUACAAUACUUAGAGGUUUAGAAAUGCUUUUAAAUAAAUAAAUACAUAAUUUCACUAUUAGGUAUGGCUUUACAAUGAAGAUCAUGAGCUGAUCCUAAACAAUCUCCUAUGCUUGGAUGUGUCUGAAUCUCGCACUUCUGAUCCACCACGCCUUAUGAAAUGCCAUGGAUCAGGAGGAUCUCAGCAAUGGGUGCUUGGGGUGAGUUGUGGACAAGAGUGGAUGAUUUCAGAUCUCUUUCUGUGUGUGUCUUUGUGUGGGUAGGUAUGUGAUUUUCUAAUUCUAAAAAUCACAUAUGGGUUAACAAUUCCACACUAAUGUUUUUCAGUACAGGUUUCCUAUUAAAUGAUGUGUGUGCUCAUCUAAAUUAUGUGGAGAUCAGGGGAGGAGUGAACUAUCAUGUAAAUGGGCCAUUGUUGGAAUAAAAAUCCAAAUACCUCCUUUUGAGGUUGCAUGGAAUAACCUGACAACCUUAACAAUGGAAGACAUUUAUCUCCUGGGGAGUAGCCAUGCUGGAAACAUUUAAUCCAGAGCCCAAUUUGCAAAAACCUGGCCAUAUAUGGAUUGACUGUAGAUCUAAUCAGGUAUUCAGAACCACACAAAGGUUUUGCAAGAGGGAGGAGAAUGGUGCCCUGCAAUCUCAGCACCAGCCCCUCAAUACUCUCUACAUACUGGAGGGCAUGUCUGCAGGAGAGCUGUGCAAUAAAUUGCCAUAUUGUUGAAUAUCGGUACUGUAUUGAAAUAACAUUGUGAUAAGUGUUUCCACAAGGCAAUAUGCCGCUAAGCAAAAAAUGGAGACUUAACAGCCUCCCAGGGGGUAGCUCAGCUGAAGGACACUUUGCAUUGCAGGCAUGGUGUCUCCAGCUUUGCUUGCUCUCUCCCUCCUCCCUCCUAACCAAUAAGAAAUGACGCCAGGGUAGCGCAUUGCAUUUUGAAAAUGUGCCUCUUUACUACCAUGUCUGGUUAUUUUGAAAUGAAAGUCUGUUCUGCAGUCCAAAUCAUCUAGAGGGUACUAGGCUGGAGAAGGCUGACCUAUAGCAAUAUCCCAUGAGAUGAGCUCUCCGGGAUUAGCUUCAUGGAAGCAAUAAUCUCACUGUUUUUGUCUACAGUGAUAAGAUAUUGUAAUGUUUGCAGAGUUCCCCAGCUUUGCAAUACAGUGGUACCUCGGGUUAAGUAUUUAAUUCGUUCCGGAGGUCCGUUCUUAACCUGAAACUGUUCUUGAAUUGAAGCACCACUUUAGCUAAUGGGGCCUCCUGCUGUCGCUGCGCUGCCGGAGCACGAUUUCUGUUCUUAUCCUGAAGCAAAGUUCUUAACCCGAGGUAGUAUUUCUGGGUUAGCAGAGUCUGUAACCUGAAACGUAUGUAACCUGAAGCGUAUGUAACCCGAGGUACCACUGUAUAUAGAUUUGGCUAAGAAAAGUGAUCCAAACAGAUCACUGCAGCAUCAAGCUUCAAACAUUAGUUCCUGAAUAGUUAUUCAGAGUUCCUGUCCUCUAGAUGAGUGGUGACUGAAUCAGGGCAACAUUUAACUGCCCUAGUAAGGUCAGCUCUUCUCACCCCAGCAAAGACAAUAUUCUCAUUCAGAAGCAGGUUUUGAGCUGUUUUGCCUCAACUGUUGCGUUUUGUUUUUCUGUCUCCAGAAACAUAAUCGACUCUAUCAGGUGUCCGUUGGGCAAUGCAUGAAGGUAGCUGAUCCGCUUAGCCUCAAAGGAUAUGUGACCAUGGCAAUUUGUGACGGCUCCCUCCCUCAGCAGUGGCGCUUUGAAAGCUGA
Molecule: messenger RNA, 28187 nt
Organism: Podarcis lilfordi (Lilford's wall lizard)
Lineage: Eukaryota; Metazoa; Chordata; Lepidosauria; Squamata; Lacertidae
Source: the annotation of a GenBank genome assembly